UUUUAGAAAUACAAGAAUAAUGCCUAUGUCUAGAGUUUAUAUUGGAAAUCUUCCGUCUCGUGCCACUGAACGCGAUUUGGAGCAUUUCUUCAAAGGAUUUGGCAAAAUACGAGAUGUUAUGUUAAAAAAUGGAUUUGGAUUUGUGGAGUUUGAUGACUCACGCGAUGCUGAUGAUGCUGUCUAUGAGCAAAAUGGCCGUGAACUUUGUGGGCACCGAGUUGUUGUAGAGAUUUCUCGUCGCACAUCUGGCCGUAAUGAGAACAAUCGAUAUGACAACAGAGGUUAUGACAAUCGGGGUGGCGGAUACAGAAGUGGCCAAAACUUUCGGCGUGAAGGUCGUACUAAUGGACGUUUUCCUCCACCACGCGAGACUCGUCACAAAAUGUUGGUACAAAAUUUGUCUACUCGUUUUUCUUGGCAGGACUUGAAAGACAUGUUCCGCGGGACUGGCGAAGGUGAAGGAGGCGUUACCUAUGCUGAAGCCCACAAACGAGUUCGUAAUCAGGCAAAUGUUUGUUUCGCUACUCAUGACGAUUUGCGUCGUGCAAUGGAAAAAUUUCAAGGAAAAGAAAUUAACGGCCGUCGAAUUAAAUUAAUUGACGAUUCUGAAGACAAUGGAGGCAAACGUCGCCGCUCCCCCAGCCGUUCACGUUCUCGUAGCCGUUCUGGUUCGGCACGCCGUUCAACUUCUGCUCGUCGUUCUCCUUCACCACACCGUUCAGGCUCGCGAUCUGAACGUCGUUCACGUUCUCGUAGUAACUCAACUCCAGCAAAGAAUGGCGCUGAAGAAGGAAGUCCAGCACCAAAACGAAGCCGUUCACGUUCUCCUUCAGCUUCAUCACAUGAAGAAGCCAAGUAA
This is a messenger RNA of Meloidogyne enterolobii, 859 nucleotides long. The record is from the annotation of a GenBank genome assembly. Lineage: Eukaryota; Metazoa; Nematoda; Chromadorea; Rhabditida; Meloidogynidae.